AUGUGACCCGGCAAAGCACGAUGCUGGAUGCGCACCAGGGCUACUUCUCUGACUUUACCGGCCAGCAGAUGCAGGACCAACGCGACUCGUAUGGCGGGCCAAACAGAUACUCUUCUGGAGAUACCUUCUCUCCAACCGCCGCGAUUCCGCCGCCCAUGAUGAACCCCAAUGACCUUCCAGGAGGCCUUGUUGAGACGCAAAUGCCGCUCGAGCCGCGCGACCUUCCAUUCGAUGUCUACGACCCGCACAACCCAAACACUCUGAUGUCAAAAUUUGACAACAUUGGCGCCGUCCUCCGGCACAGAGGGCGCACGCAACCUCGGCAGACCGCCUUCUGGGUGCUAGAUGCAAAGGGCAAAGAGACGGCCUCGAUAACGUGGGAAAAGGUGUCCAGCAGAGCGGAAAAGGUAGCCAAGGUGAUUCGGGACAAGAGCAACCUGUAUCGGGGCGAUCGGGUGGCAUUGGUGUACCGGGACACGGAGAUCAUCGAAUUCGCCGUUGCAUUGAUGGGCUGCUUUAUCGCAGGCGUUGUGGCGGUCCCCAUUAAUAGCGUGGAUGACUAUCAGAAACUCAAUCUUCUUUUGACUACCACCCAAGCGCAUCUUGCCCUGACGACCGAUAACAACUUGAAGGCCUUCCAUCGUGACAUCAGCCAGAACCGCCUGAAAUGGCCCAGCGGGGUGGAGUGGUGGAAAACGAACGAGUUCGGGAGCUACCAUCCAAAGAAGCACGACGAUACACCUCCGCUACAAGUUCCCGAGGUGGCGUACAUCGAAUUCUCGCGCGCUCCAACUGGCGACUUGCGUGGCGUCGUUCUCAGUCACCGUACCAUCAUGCAUCAGAUGGCCUGCAUCAGCGCUAUCGUGACCACGAUUCCUACCGGUAGCGGGAGCUCAGACACGUUCAGUUCAACCUUGCGAGACAAGAAGGGCAACUUCAUCGCACCCCCAUCCAGGGCCUCACCUACCGAAGUCAUUCUGAGCUAUCUCGAUCCACGCGAGAGCGCGGGCAUGAUCAUGAGUGUCUUGUUCGCUGUCUAUGGUGGGCAUACCACUGUGUGGCUGGAAGCACAGACGGUCGAAACUCCUGGCAUGUAUGCCCACCUCAUCACCAAGUACAAAACCACCAUCAUGGUUGCGGAUUACCCUGGCUUGAAACACGCUGCGUACAACUAUCAGCAAGAUCCAAUGGCGACAAGAAACUUCAAGAAGAACAUGGAGCCCAAUUUCGCAUCAGUGAAGAUGUGCCUCAUCGACACGCUGACGGUGGACUGCGAGUUCCAUGAAAUAUUGGGUGACCGAUGGUUACGGCCCUUAAGGAACCCCAGGGCCAAUCAGUUGAUCGCGCCCAUGCUGUGCUUACCUGAACAUGGCGGCAUGAUAAUAUCCAUCAGGGACUGGCUAGGCGGCGAGGAACGCAUGGGCUGUCCGCUGAACAUCGAAGAAGAGGAGCCUGACGCGGACGAGAAGACAGAGGACCCGACUGCUCUCAACGGCUAUUCUAGUCUCAUUGGCGGAGGCGUCACUAAGAAGAGGGACCAAAAGAAAAGUCGCACUGAACUAACCGAAAUACUCUUAGACAAGGAGGCUCUCAAGAUGAACGAAGUGGUCGUCGUAGCCCUGGGAGAAGAGGCAAGAAAACGCGCGGGCGAGCCGGGCACCAUGCGAGUCGGUGCUUUUGGAUAUCCCAUACCGGAUGCCACUGUUGCCGUCGUCGACCCUGAGACGAGCUUGCUCUGUUCACUAUACACUAUAGGAGAGAUAUGGGUGGACUCACCGUCUCUGUCUGGCGGAUUCUGGCAGCUUCAGAAACACACCGAAACCAUCUUCCACGCUCGGCCAUACCGAUUUGUCGAGGGCAGUCCGACACCGCAAAUGCUGGAAUUGGAGUUCCUGCGAACUGGCCUCCUGGGGUUCAUUGUUGAGGGCAAAGUCUUUGUGCUGGGGCUGUAUGAAGAUCGGAUCCGGCAACGAGUAGAAUGGGUCGAGCAUGGCGUGUUUGAAGCGGAGCAUCGGUACUUCUUCGUGCAGCACCUCGUCGGCAGCAUCAUGAGGACCGUCCCGAAGAUCUAUGACUGCUCUGCUUUCGAUGCCCACGUCAAUGGGGAGUAUCUACCUAUUAUUUUGAUUGAGACGCAGGCUGCCUCAACCGCGCCAACCAACCCUGGAGGUCCACCGCGGCAGUUGGAUAUACCAUUUCUCGAUUCCUUAUCUGAACGAUGCAUGGAGUUGCUGUACCAGGAACAUCACCUGCGCGUCUACUGCGUGAUGAUCACGGCGCCGAACACACUACCGCGAGUUAUCAAGAACGGGCGGCGCGAAAUCGGCAACAUGCUUUGCCGAAGAGAAUUCGACAACGGCUCGCUUCCCUGCGUGCACGUCAAGUUCGGCGUCGAAAGUGCGGUUCAGAACAUCGCCUUAGGUGAUGACCCUGCCGGAGGGAUCUGGUCACCGCAGGCUUCCAUGGCACGCCAAAACUAUCUCCUGCUGCAGGACAAGCAGUACUCCGGCGUUGACCACCGAGAGGUCGUCAUCGACGAUCGGACGUCAACACCCCUCAACCAGUUCUCCAACAUCCACGAUCUCAUGCAGUGGCGCGUGUCACGGCAAUCAGAAGAGUUGUCCUACUGCACUAUUGACGGCAGAGGCAAGGAAGGAAAGGGUGUCAACUGGAAGAAAUUCGACCUCAAAGUGGCUGCUGUGGCCAUGUACCUGAAGAACAAGGUGAAGCUCCAAGCUGGCGACCACGUUCUGUUGAUGUACACGCACUCGGAAGAGUUCGUCUUUGCCAUCCACGCCUGCUUCGUGCUCGGCGUGACGGCUAUUCCCAUGGCCCCAGUCGAUCAAAACCGGCUGAACGAGGAUGCGCCUGCGCUGCUUCAUAUCAUCGCCGACUUCAGAGUCAAGGCAAUCAUAGCCAACGCGGAAGUCGACCAUUUACUGAAGAUAAAGGCGGUAUCGCAGCAUCUCAAACAAUCAGCGGUAAUUCUCAAGGUCAAUAUGCCAAAUGUCUACAACACCACGAAGCCACCUAAGCAGUCUUCUGGUUGUCGGGACCUAGGGCUGACUAUACGGCCUGCUUGGGUUCAGCCCGGGUAUCCGGUGCUCGUCUGGACUUUUUGGACGCCGGAUCAAAGACGCAUCGCGGUGCAACUGGGCCAUAACACCAUCAUGGCACUUUGCAAGGUCCAGAAGGAGACGUGCCAGAUGACGAGCACGAGACCUGUCCUCGGGUGCGUACGCAGCACAAUCGGCCUGGGCUUCAUUCACACUUGCGUUAUGGGCAUCUUCCUCGCUGCUCCAACGUAUCUUGUGUCGCCCGUCGAUUUUGCCCAGAAUCCCAACAUUCUCCUGCAGACGCUGUCGCGAUACAAGAUUAAGGAUGCGUACGCGACAAGUCAGAUGCUUGACCAUGCCAUGGCGCAUGGAGCUGGGAAGGCUAUGGCUCUGCAUGAGCUUAAGAAUCUCAUGAUUGCGACCGACGGCAGGCCGCGAGUCGAUGUCUAUCAACGAGUGCGGGUGCAUUUUGCACCUGCAGGCUUAGACCGGACUGCGAUCAACACUGUCUACUCGCACGUCCUCAACCCCAUGGUAGCCUCGCGGUCGUACAUGUGCAUCGAGCCAAUCGAGCUGCACCUCGACAUGAACGCCUUGCGACGAGGCCUGAUAAUGCCGGUAGAUCCCGACACCGAGCCGCAUGCGCUGCUCGUGCAAGAUUCCGGCAUGGUGCCCGUCAGCACGCAAAUCUCCAUCGUCAACCCCGAAACCAACCAGCUCUGCCUCGUCGGAGAAUACGGCGAGAUCUGGGUGCAGUCGGAAGCUAAUGCACAUAGCUUCUACGGCUCCAAGGAGCGCCUCGAUGCCGAGCGGUUUAAUGGCAGGACGGUCGACGGAGAUCCAAAUGUGCGCUACGUCCGCACCGGGGACCUGGGCUUCUUACACAAUGUUACCCGCCCCAUCGGGCCUAAUGGCGCGCCCGUCGACAUGCAAGUCCUGUUCGUUUUGGGCAGCAUUGGCGAUACUUUUGAGGUUAAUGGAUUGAACCAUUUCUCCAUGGAUAUUGAGUCGUCGGCGGAGCGCUGCCACCGCAAUAUCGUCCCUGGGGGUUGCGCUGUCUUCCAAGCGGGCGGCCUGGUAGUCGUAGUAGUCGAAAUCUUCCGGCGCAACUUCCUCGCCUCCAUGGUUCCCGUCAUCGUAAACUCCAUCCUCAACGAGCACCAACUUGUCAUCGACAUCGUCGCCUUCGUCAUAAAAGGUGACUUCCAUCGGUCCCGCCUGGGCGAAAAGCAGCGCGGCAAGAUCCUCGCAGGAUGGGUAACGCGCAAGAUGCGCACCAUCGCGCAAUAUAGCAUCCGCGACCUGGGCGGCGACGGAAACCAAAUCACCGAGGUAGCGGAACCGGGUGGUCGCGCUUCGAUGGCGACCUUCAGGAACAGUGGACCCGGCAGCAUAAAAGGCAGCAUGCGCGCAUCAAGCUUGAGAGCGAGUAGUAUGCUCAACAUGACGGCGAUGCAAAACCUGUCGCUGCAGACGGGCAGCGCGCAGGAACUUCCCGGAAACUCGCAGAUGAUGAGCUAUUCGUCGCUGCCCACCGGCCUAUCAGAAAUGCCGGCUGAACGCUACCCAGAGAGCAUUCCUGAGCUCGGCACCGGGAGCGGCAUUGGAGCGCAGUGGGAUGGCAGCGAUGCUACGCCGACGGAAGUCAAGAAAGAGUUCCCGCCGCAUCUGCAGACGGAUUCGAAGAACGGGCCGGUGCACUACUCGCCGCUGGACACCAAGGGCGUGUUCGACUCCACGUCUUCCUCGAGCCAGAGCCAGAACUCGCAGCAGCUGCUACAGAACUACAGUAACCAUCAGCAAUACGGCGCCUCGGGGCUAUCCACCUCUCCGCUCCCUAACGUCCUGCGUCCAGGCGGCUCGCAGGAGGAAAUGGCACCGCCGGAACCGCACUACGGCAAUAAACCGUAUCUUCCACCACAGCAGCAGCAGCAGCAGCGGCAGGAUGUGAACCAGUACCCUCCACCGCAGGCGGGCGAUCGAUGGAGCUUGCCGAGCCAGCAGCACACCGGUGGUCUGAGAGUCGCGAACGCGAGCCGAGAUAGUAGUGACGAGGAGAACGACGAGUGGCGCCAGGAUGCGCGCAUGGCGAUGAAUUUCGCCGGCGCGGGACCGGGGGACAUUGGGCGGUAUAGGUAGUCGGUUGGUGGUUCAGGCGGGCGUUUCACCUUAGGUGUGCUUUGGCAAGAGCGUUGGUGGGCAGUUAUUUGGGGAUGGAGGCUUGAAGGUUUCAAGCUUUUGGCGUGGGGUGCGUUGCAUGUGGUGGUGACGAGCGGGUGUUUGGGUAGGAUAGGAUAGGAUAGGAUAUGAAUGGUGUUGGGGGCUAUGAUGGGUGAUGGGCCUGGUUGAGGCGGUGGAGCGGUGGAGCAAUUUUUCCUUUUUGCAUCGACGUAGGUAUCCUUCCGCAUUGAAUGCACGCACGGGACUUGGUGGCAUUGACAGCG
Messenger RNA from Trematosphaeria pertusa, 5500 nucleotides. Its product is annotated as acyl-CoA ligase. Bases 21 to 5195 code for a protein of 1724 amino acids. The record is from RefSeq and is a predicted model, not a curated record. Lineage: Eukaryota; Fungi; Ascomycota; Dothideomycetes; Pleosporales; Trematosphaeriaceae. The transcript is spliced from 4 exons. Gene Ontology annotation, cellular component: cytosol.